Molecule: messenger RNA, 4450 nt
Organism: Pristis pectinata (smalltooth sawfish)
Lineage: Eukaryota; Metazoa; Chordata; Chondrichthyes; Rhinopristiformes; Pristidae
Gene: lrsam1
Product: leucine rich repeat and sterile alpha motif containing 1
Exons: 26
Coding region: 353-2551 (732 amino acids)
Molecular function (GO): protein binding
Source: RefSeq, a predicted model, not a curated record
AUCGGUGUUUCACUUUGCUGUGAUCCUUGCCCGACGGCUGGUCAAUUUAAAAGGGUCCUGACAGUCAACGAGUUCACACAGAAGGCGGUGCGUCUAUGGGACGAGCUGCUGGAGGAAGUGGUUGAGGCAGGUUCCCAGUAUCUGCAGCAUUACCACACCCUGGCGCUGGGAGUUUGGGAGGUCAGGCACCCGCACUUCUCCCUCCUCCCCCGGGAGGGCGAGGUCGCUCUUGUGUGCCUGCGGCUACUUGUCGGCGUUGGAGGAGCUGCGGGAGACGGAAGGCGGAGCCGAGGCGCUGCGUCGGUGAGGAGCGGGCAGCGGGCAGGCGGCGGAGUGGCGAGGCCGGCCCGAGAUGAUGCUCUUCUCCCGGAGGAAGAAGCAGAGUGAAGAGGCGCGGAAACGCCUGGAGUAUCAGAUGUGUCUGGCCCGAGAAGCCGGUGCAGAUGACAUCCUGGACAUCUCAAAGUGCGAGCUGUCUGAGAUUCCAGCUAGCGUUUUUUCUAUGUGCCGAGUCUUGCAGAAGAAGGUUUUAAUCAUUCAUUCCAAUCGCUUGUCAGCACUACAGCCCAAGUCGUGUAACCUCCAGGAUCUGUCAAUGCUGAAGAUCCUGGAUCUCCAUGACAACCGAAUCACCUCACUUCCCGAGGAGAUGGGUCAACUCUCAUCCCUUCAGGUGCUCAACUUGGAAGCGAACCACUUGAAAUCUCUCCCCAACUCGCUCACAAUCUUGGCCCAGCUUCAGACACUAAAUCUGAAAGGAAACAGGAUCCGGAAGUUGCCCGAGUCACUGAGUGGGUUGAAGAGCCUGCGCACGCUUGACAUUAGUCAGAAUCAAAUCCAGUUUCUCCCACAGGACCUGGUGUACAUCAGGACACUUGAGUCCCUCAGUCUGGAUGCAGAAGACAUGACCUACCCUCCAGCUAGUGUGUGCAGCAAUGGAACAGAAGCCAUCAAACAGUUUCUCUGCAAAGAGCUUGGAAUCGAGUACAUGCCUCCAUCUCAGUACCUGCUCCCGGUGCUUGAGAGUGAUGGGCAUGUGCCAGACAGCGACAAUGUCGACGGCACAUUCCAACAGCAGGUGCUGGAGGAAGAGAAAUGGCAGAGCAAGUUCAUGGACUAUGAAAAGAGGAAGGAGCAAAAGCAGCGGGAAAAGCUGGCGUUUGAGAAGAGGCUGAAUGAGGAGCAGCGGGAAAGGACACAGCUUAUCUUGCAGAACAGCAGUCACAAGGAGCAGGUCCUGAAGUCGGUGAAACAGGAGCAGGGGAAGCUGGACCAGGAUCUCCGAGACCAGCAACGCUACAUGGAGGUGGAGCGCCAGCGACUGCAGGAGGAGCUGAAACGUGGAGAGGAUGGAGCCAUGAACCUUAUCCAUAGUUUGCUGGUGGACAAUGAGAGAAGAAAACAGAACUCGAUGCUGAUAGAAUCACUGGAAAAAGAGAGGGUGAGAAUGGAACAGCUGAUGGCAAUAACACAGGAGGAGAAUGAGAGACUACGAAAGAAAGAGGUGGCAGCUGCUAUGCAGGAGAUGCUGUCCGAAAGCUCCAUGAACAAGAUUCUGCAGAUGGUCUACGAGACAAGGCGACAGCAGCUGGUAGAUGAAGCCAGCUCCAGCAUGGCUGAAAUGGAUGGGAGACUUCAGCAAAUCCAGGCCUUCCAGCAGCUGGAUCAGCACAAGACUAUUGGGCAGAUUCUCGGUGAGGCGGAGAUGCAGAAGAUGGCGUUUGAAGCACUGCAAGUCAAGAAGGACAGCAAGCACACGCGUAUCAGAGACCAGAUCAAAUUGAUUGAGAAUGAGUUAAUGCAGCUGACAAAGUUCGAGUUAGACAGAAGAGAGAGUGACUUGGAGAAUCUUCAGGAGACACUGGUGAACGAACGGCAGGUGCUGAGUGACCUCCUGCAGCAGCUGCUGAAGGAGAAGAAGUUGCGAGAGAAGGAGCUUGGGGAUCUGCUGAUGGAAAUGGAGAAGAAACACGAGACCAGUCAGGAGAACUACUGGCUGAUCCAGUACCAGCGCUUGAUGGACAUGAAGCCGCUGUCCCUUCGAGCACAGGAGGAGGGUGUGGAGAAGGCACUGGCGGACCUGUUGACCGAGCUCUCGGCAGAUCAGUACCUGCCCCUGUUCGCCCACCAGCGGGUCACCCUGAAGAUGCUGCGUUACAUGACAGCGGAGGAUCUGCAGCAGAUUGGAGUCAAGGAGAGCAGGCUACAGCGUGCCAUCCUCGGACGUGUACAGGAGCUUCUGCCUGCAGAAGAUUGGAGAUUGCCAUCCGCUCCAGCGAAAGAUGUUGCUGCUGAUUCGGGUGAGAGACAACCCAGUGCUCCUGUGGAGGACGAAGUGGGACCCUCCAGUUCUCUGGAGCCCAGUGCACCAGCCUCUAAAGAAGUCGUGGCUCAGUCAGAGUGUGUUGUCUGCAUGGAGCGAGAGAGUGAUAUGAUCUUCCUGACCUGUGGCCAUGUUUGCUGCUGUCACACGUGUGGGAUGGAGUUGCACACUUGCCCUCUCUGCCGGAAGGAAAUCGAACAAAAGAUUCACAUGUAUCGCACAUCCUGAGUGGCAAUCCAUUCCUACCCAAUAUCUGUCUACAACCUCCUGCACUUCAGCCUGCCUGUGCCUUACACCUCCCCCUUACACUCACCCCAAAGGUAAAACUGUGGCAUAGCCUCCUAGGCUGGCUUGAGGUCUUCCUGGAUGGAUAAUCUACAGCUGGUCAGGCCUGAAUUGUGUUGGCAAUGGUGUGAGUUGGCCAGUGUUGAGCUCCCAUGAAUUAGCACUCUAGUAACUUGCUUGAUCAUGAACUGGUUGCAUAGAUAGAGAACUGGAAAUAGAAAAUGAAGUCAUCGCUUCCUGCUGUUGUAUUGAUUUUUGUGCCUGGUACUACCUUGGAAUGAAACUGUGAGCUGGUGCAACAGAUCUGCAACGAAUCCACAUGGGCUCUGUCAUUUUGAACCAUGGCUCCUGUGGAAUCAGCUUCAUCCAUAUGAUCCAUUCAGCAGGCUUGGAACAUUGCAUCUACAUUGCCAUUCACACUGAGACUUUAAGCUCAGGUAGAAGGUUAAACUUUCCACCUGACCUGUACUCUACAGAGCAGCAAUGCAGUACCAUCUUAUGUCUUCAAUUGGAGCAUGAGGGGGAGAGCACUAGACUGAGUUGAAUGUUUCCAAGAUGUAGGCUAUUUCAAUUCUUUUUUAUUAAAAUCACUAAUCCAGUUAAAAUUUUGUUGAGCAAUAAAAUGAAUGCUAGCCUCCCUCUUGUUCAUAGUGCAACUGCUGCUCCUUGUAUCAAUGCCCUUUCACUGUUGAAUGUGCUAAUGGCAAAUUUAAUCUCAUGAAGCUUGUCAGUUUGAGAAUUAAGUGCAAAAGCUGACUUUUCCUUCACCUGAAUCACUUGCUUGGGGAUAGCAUCUCUCUAGAGCUGGUGAUGGAUGAGUAACUGCCGAAGCUGAUGGGACAUUGCCCAGUGCUACUGCUUCCAUUCCCCUAUUUACAGCUACUCCCCCAGAGCCGUAAGUGCUAUUUUGCUCUGAUUGGUGCUCAAGUGUAGUUGUUUAUCCAGUUUUAUUUGACAGCAUAUUUUUGGUUACUUUUCUCUGAACACCUUCCACAUUCAGUGUUGUAACUUCAGCAGAAUUAUCACCCAAAUUGUCUCUCGACACUUACCUGUCAUCACUGCUGUUCUAUAGUCCUGUCUUUUUGCCCAUAAACUCCAAAUGUGCUCUGACCUACUUCCCAUCUCCCCCUGUGAAAUAGAGUAUGUGCAAAAUGUCCUUUAUGACACCUUGUCCCUGUUUCCAUCCUGUGUGUUUCAGGCUUUAGAGGGAUUUUACAACCCAGUGUCACAACUGUCCCAGUUUCUUUUAUACCCUCAGUGACAUCCUGUAUCAAAGGCUUUCUCCCUCAAACUGCAUGUUAUUAUGAAGCCAGAUAUAAGAUGAAUGUAAAGCAUGUUUUUAAAUUAGAUGUUUAAUUUAUUAUGUCUUUUAUGUAGAACAUUUGCACUUGUAUGGCUGUAUGCUAUAUGUUCCAAUAAAGGAGAGUUUCCCCUUGUGGUUUGCUUUGAUUUUGUCUUCCAGCAUGGGAUUGUCCUUAUAAAACUUGAUGCGAUUUUUAUCGAGUUGUUGGAGAUAGUAGUCUAGCUGAAAGGACUUUGAACCAAUCAUGCUUGAGUGUUUUAUUUAAACUAGCUGGUCUGUUCAGCUGCAAGUGGGAAACAAAGAGAAGACUUGGUGCACAUGGUGUAUCGUGAAGGCCACGUCUGAUAGUGUUGAGAGGAAUGGGAAUUGGGCAGGAAGGUGGACUUGAGCUCCAGGACAAGCUGGAUCUUCUUGAUGAUCCAGGGAGGGAUGGGGGCUAAGUGACCUUCCUUCCAUUCUAGGGCUAUGGCAGCAGUCCCAGUAUCCAGGCCCAAGGGAAGGCAGCCAGUGGUCAUUAAAUGAUAUCUGGUAGAAAAGAG